Diutina rugosa is the source of this 837-nucleotide messenger RNA. RefSeq names its product mitochondrial 54S ribosomal protein uL22m. Gene Ontology annotation, cellular component: ribosome; mitochondrial large ribosomal subunit. Gene Ontology annotation, biological process: ribosome assembly; translation. NCBI's taxonomy places the organism in Eukaryota, Fungi, Ascomycota, Pichiomycetes, Serinales, Debaryomycetaceae. The transcript has a single exon. The coding region runs from base 1 to 837 and encodes 278 amino acids. The record is from RefSeq and is a predicted model, not a curated record. Gene Ontology annotation, molecular function: structural constituent of ribosome.
AUGUUGAAGCGGAUCGUGGGUAUGGGCUGGGCACGCCCGGCACGCUUCCACACGUCGGCGGUGGCUCGGGCCAGUUUGUUUGGCGAGGUCACCGAGGGGGCGACGCCCGAGCCGGUGGCGACGCCGUCGCUGCUGCUGGCUGGAGGUGAAGGCGCCGACGCCAGUGAGGGCGCCCCCGCGGUUAAGGACGACGCCGAUUUACAGGCUUACAAACACGAACAGGCACUCGCCGCCCAGGUGGAGGCGCUGAAGUUUAUCACGCCGUUGAAGCGGGCGUUGUUCAACGCCAACGUCGCCGCCAACGGGUUCUUUAAAAACCACCAAGUGGUGCAACACGAGGGCGCUACCUAUAAAGUGCUGUUGACUGAGGAAGAGAUCGACGUGCUUGAGCCGCUGGUGUACGUGCUGCUGUACCGGCUUAAAUCGCUGAUGAAGAAGGCGACCCAAGUGAACCGGUUUGUGCGCGGGAUGGGGGUGAAGCAGGCGAUCAACCAGUUGCACUUUAACCCCAAGAAGAUGCUGACCGAGGUGGAACAGUUGUUGAAGCGUGGGUUGGAGCAGCUGGAGCAGAUCGGGUUGGCGCCGGAGCUGAUGUACAUCCACGCGUUGUGGGUGGGGAGCGACGGGCAAUGGCGCAAGCGGCUCGACGCCAAAGGCCGCGGGCGCACCGGGGUGAUUAGUCACCCGUACGUCCACGUCAAGGCGGUGCUUAAGAGCGAGCAGACCAAGCUCCGCCGCCAGUGGGAGCGCCAGCAAGCCCAGCAGCAGGCGAAGCCGCGGAUGUUCUUGGACAACCAGCCGCUCAACUUGAAGGUCCGCGGGUACUACAAGUGGUAA